Phytophthora nicotianae INRA-310 is the source of this 315-nucleotide messenger RNA. RefSeq lists its product as hypothetical. The transcript has 2 exons. The coding region runs from base 1 to 315 and encodes 104 amino acids. The record is from RefSeq and is a predicted model, not a curated record. Lineage: Eukaryota; Oomycota; Peronosporomycetes; Peronosporales; Peronosporaceae.
AUGGCGUCGACACUGGAUAUCCUUCGAGCGGAGAGAGCGGCACAAGACGCUGAGGAAGCGCGUCCGCCUUUCGUUAGCGUGAACGAUGUCAGAGCUUUUAUUGCAACUGGGAGCCCUGCACCGAGUGAUAACAUCACGCUUGAAAUGUGCUGGCUGGGGGCUACAGAAUUCAAUCGUGGAUGGCACGUCGAGUUGUUGAAUCGGGCCGACGAAGAAGUGUUCGAAGUGGUGGAGGAAGGGCUUGGGAAUAUUGAUCCUGCACGACGUAUGUUCAUGAAAUCCAAGUCGAACCAGAUCAGCAAGUACUCAGACUAG